AUGCCCGGCGUCCAGUGCUUGACUCACACAGGCUCUGCCCAGCAGGGUGUAGCUUCGGUGGGACGCGAGCAGGGCCUGGAAGCCUCCCCAGAGCACUCGCGUGAAGCUGGCCUUUCUGUGUCGGCAGAGCCCACGGUCUUCUGCUAUGAGUGUACAACGUACCACCUGGGCCUGUGCUACGACGGCAUGAGGUCCUGCAACCUGAAGUACGAGCAGUCCUGCGCCACCGAGAACAUUUACGUCCUCACGGUGAAAGGGCGGAGUGCAUACUAUUAUUCAAAACUGUCAUGUAUGACCAACUGCGAGGACAUCAACAUCCUGGGUUUUGAGCUGAGGAGAGAGCUGAUCUGUUGCAAACACAAUAACUAUUGCAACAUCCCCAUUGGAUCCUAG
This is a messenger RNA of Phyllostomus discolor (pale spear-nosed bat), 393 nucleotides long. RefSeq names its product prostate and testis expressed 2 (gene PATE2). NCBI's taxonomy places the organism in Eukaryota, Metazoa, Chordata, Mammalia, Chiroptera, Phyllostomidae. The coding region runs from base 1 to 393 and encodes 130 amino acids. The transcript is spliced from 3 exons. The record is from RefSeq and is a predicted model, not a curated record.